UAAUGAUAUCAUAACAACUCCACAAAUAACAAAUCUAAUUUUAACAAUAAUAAAUAACUCCAACAAUGCAUUUGAAAGGAAUCUUAUAGGAAUUACCAAAAGAAACUCUAUUCUAAAAAUACAUGAAAAGUAGACUCAAUAAGAAAUAGAAUCGUAAUCUAAAUAAAUCACCAGAGUUAUUACCUUUAUAGCCUAAAAAUAUUAUUAAUCAAACUACUUAUGUCAUUAAGAAUAAAUAAUGUUCACUUAAAAAUAAAGUUAAGAAAUAUCUGACUGAAGUAGAUAGUAUUAGUACAACAAAGGUAGUCUAAAGAAAAAAUCCAUUUAUCAAAAAAAAAAAGAGUGAAAAUUGGAAUGAUCUUGAUGGCUGGAAUGUAAUUGAUGAAACCUUUUAUUAAUGA
This is a messenger RNA of Paramecium pentaurelia, 401 nucleotides long. Lineage: Eukaryota; Ciliophora; Oligohymenophorea; Peniculida; Parameciidae. The record is from the annotation of a GenBank genome assembly.